UUUGUUUCUCUCAAAAGAAACGUGUCUAAAAUUGCCAAAACGCCCACGAAAUUUGACAAAACUUCAACUACACCCUAAUGCAGAAUCCAUCCAAUAAUCAGCAAUGAAUCACCCGCAUUUCUAAAUUACUAUUACCCACAGAAACUAACCAAAAAAAAAAGGGAGCGAUUUUUGUUAGUGAAAUUCUGAAAUUGAGGAAGACAGAGAGAGAGAGAGAGAGAGAGAGAGACUGGGGGUUUGGGAAUUUGAAAAAUGUGUCCGCUGAGGCUGAUCCUGAUUUUCCUGUCCGCAACUCUCGCCGGCUUUUUCGUCAUUAGAAACCUCAAAUCUCAGCCCCAAACUAACGAUGAAGAUGAUCCCCACACCGCCAUCAACGACACCAACAACUCCCUCUCUUCCUUCUCCAAGGUUCGGACAGCUAUAGAAUCAGGAUUCUGGACAUGUGUUGACAUGGCAAGUGGUCGUUACUUGUGGAGGCAUUUGGUUUCCUCAAACUCAAAGCUUUCCACUUGAUCUCCGUUUUCAUUUUUUUUUCCUUUGCCGACAGUUGAGCAGGUUUGAUUAGGCGAUUCAACAAAUUUUCUGCAAAAAAUAAAAAAUAAAAACCCAUCUUCUUAUUGCUGUUGUGGACUUUAUGAUGGGGUUCUUAUUGUUGUCUCUGGUGAUUGUAAUUGUUACUGGAAUUUAGGAUUACCUGUAUUCCAACAACUACUGUUGUAUAUGAAUCCUGGAUCUUGUUCUGUGUACACUUAUUUUACAGAUUGUAAUUUGGGUCUAAAAUUGACAGUAAAUAAAUGAACUUUCUUCUCAAUUUGUGGAAAA
Durio zibethinus is the source of this 822-nucleotide messenger RNA. Its product is annotated as Methyltransferase-related protein. The record is from RefSeq and is a predicted model, not a curated record. NCBI's taxonomy places the organism in Eukaryota, Viridiplantae, Streptophyta, Magnoliopsida, Malvales, Malvaceae.